Molecule: messenger RNA, 873 nt
Organism: Mycena indigotica
Lineage: Eukaryota; Fungi; Basidiomycota; Agaricomycetes; Agaricales; Mycenaceae
Exons: 12
Coding region: 1-873 (290 amino acids)
Biological process (GO): mitochondrial L-ornithine transmembrane transport
Molecular function (GO): L-ornithine transmembrane transporter activity
Source: RefSeq, a predicted model, not a curated record
AUGUCCUCGUCGCUGGAGACGGUGAACGAGCUGCUCGCGGGCAGCGUGGGCGGCGCGGCGCAAGUGCUCGUCGGCCAGCCACUGGACACCGUCAAGACGCGCGCGCAAAUCGCUCCGAGUUCGUGCUGUAAAGGCCCCAUGGACAUCGUCGCGCAGACGAUCCGGAAGGAGGGUGUGCUGGCGCUGUACAAGGGGAUGCUGAGUCCCCUCCUCGGCAUUGCUGGCGUGAACUCGCUGCUCUUCGCGUCAUACGGCGCCUCGAAGCGGCUCGUGUCGCCCUUUGGCCAGCUCACCCUCCAGCAAACGGCGCUUGCCGGCGCCAUGGCGGGGGCGGCCAACGCCGUGCUCGCCAGCCCUGUGGAAAUGUUCAAGGUCCGCAUGCAGGGCCAAUAUGGCGGGGCGGGCGACAAGCGGUUGCGUGUCGUGGCGCGGGAAAUGUGGACGCAGUGGGGGUUCAGGAAGGGCGUCAUGCGUGGCUAUUGGGUCACCGUUGCGCGUGAAAUUCCGGCGUAUGCUGGAUUCUAUACAGCAUACGAGUUCUCGAAACGCAAAUUCGCCGCGCGAUAUGGCACGCAGAACCUUCCCGUCUGGGCUCUCCUGGCCAGCGGUUCGACGGGCGGCAUUGCCUAUUGGCUUGCGUGCUAUCCACUUGACGUCAUUAAAUCGCGCAUCCAACUGCGCGAAACGCCGCCGACGGGGGACCCUCUGCAGUAUAUCGCGCGCGAGUUCCGGGCGAUCGUCGCUGAGUCCGGCUGGACGGGGCUGUUCCGCGGGCUCUCGCCGUCAUUGCUGAGGAGCAUUCCUGCAGCCGCGAGCACGUUCGCUGCGUUCGAGCUCACGAGAGAAUGGCUGGCGGGGAUGACGGGCGUCUGA